CUCGUUUCCUCUCCAUCUCUCGUUUAUCCAAAGCAGCACAAAAUAAAAUAUAAGGAACAGAAUAUAGUCUCAACCAUAUCGCCCCUGUGCUUAAUUUUAAGGCUAAGAUUGAAAUAGACAUGAAACAGUCAAAUUGUUGCUGCUAAAAUUUAAUUGUUACAUUCAUUGAGAAAGAAUUUGAGAAUGGGCACUGGAGUGUCAAAGAGUACAGAGGACGGUGGUUCCCACGGUGGCGAAGCGAGAGAGGAGAUGCUUGACCAAGCCGGUGGUCAACUCUAUGUCUCGUUGAAGAUGGAGAAUUACAAGCUUAAAGGCGAGCUUAUUCCUCACGUUUAUGGCUCUGAUCCACUCGUUGGUUCUUGGGACGCUUCUAAAGCUCUUUCAAUGGAGCGUGAAUCUGCGUCAAUGUGGGAACUCAGCUUUGUUGUUCCUCCUAAUCAUGAAACUUUGGAUUUCAAGUUCCUUUUGAGGCCAAAGUACGGCAGUGGUCCUUGCAUAGUUGAAGAGGGUCCAAACAGAGUUCUCACUGGUGGUACCUUACAGGGGGAUGCCAGGUUGGCAUUUUUUAGGCUAGAUAGUGAAGAACUUCUUGAGAGUCGAGUGUUCAUAAAAGCAGAUAGGGUUUCACCCUUUGAUCUAGCUGCCAGUUGGAGAGCUUACCAGGAGAACCUGCAGCCUUCAACUGUGCGUGGAAUUCCUGAUGUCAGUAUUAAUUCAGUGAGGCAAGUGGGUCCUGAGCAGAGUGGCUCUUCAGCUAGUUUGGAGCUUGAUCUUGAACAUUAUGUUGUCCCAGCUCCAGCUACUUCUGCCAACUCAGGUCUGGUUUAUGCAGCCAACAAUACAGAGACACCGAGGUCAUUAGGCCGUACUGGUGUUUUCUCUAAUGCUGAUGGCUCAGGCAGUGUUUCACAUAGUAGUAUUUCUACUGAUCGUCCUGCAACUAUAAAGGAGAUCGAGGUCAUUGUUCCAGACCCAUCAAAGGUGUAUUCUGGUUCUGGGAUGGUUGAAUCAAAGUCAGUGGGUACAUUUUCUCCUUUGCAGAAGCAAGAUAGUCACAGGGGAAUCUUUGUGGAUAGGGGUGUUGGAUCUCCCAGGCUAGUGAAAUCAGCUAGUGCAAGUACUUUCGCUAUGGACCUCAAAUUGGAUAGUGAAACCAAGAAUUCAAUGCCAGCAGCUGCUGGAGCUGUUGCCGCUGCAGCUGUAGCUGACCAGAUGCUUGGGCCAAAGGAGGAUCGACAUUUGGCAAUUGUCUUGGUUGGUUUGCCUGCCCGAGGGAAGACUUUUACUGCUGCUAAACUUACAAGAUAUCUUCGCUGGUUGGGGCAUGAUACCAAACACUUCAAUGUUGGGAAGUAUCGGCGCCUUAAGCAUGGAGCUAAUCAGUCUGCUGACUUUUUCCGAGCUGACAAUCCUGAAGGCUUGGAGGCUCGUAAUGAGGUAGCAGCCCUGGCAAUGGAGGAUAUGAUAUCCUGGAUGCAAGAAGGUGGCCAGGUUGGAAUAUUUGAUGCUACUAACAGUACGAGGAAGCGAAGGAAUAUGCUGAUGAAAUUGGCAGAAGGAAAAUGCAAGAUUAUAUUUUUGGAAACAAUUUGCAAUGAUCGAGACAUUAUUUUAAGAAACAUACGUCUGAAAAUUCAACAAAGCCCUGACUAUGCUGAACAACCUGAUUUUGAAGCUGGAUUACAAGACUUCAAAAUUCGACUAGCCAAUUAUGAAAAGGUUUAUGAGCCAGUAGAAGAGGGCUCUUAUAUUAAAAUGAUUGAUAUGGUCAGUGGACAUGGUGGACAAAUACAAGUCAACAAUAUCAGUGGCUAUCUUCCAGGACGAAUCGUCUUUUUCUUGGUGAAUACACAUCUAACACCCCGUCCAAUAUUGCUUACUAGGCAUGGAGAGAGUCGGGAUAAUGUUAGAGGUAGAAUUGGGGGUGACACUGUAUUGAGUGAUAAAGGAGAAAUUUAUGCAAAAAAACUUGCCAACUUCAUUGCGAAGCGUCUGAAAUCUGAAAGGGCUGCUUCUAUAUGGACAAGCACACUACAGAGGACAAUUUUGACAGCAAGUCCAAUUGUUGAAUUUCCCAAGAUACAAUGGCGGGCACUUGAUGAGAUAAAUGCUGGAGUUUGUGAUGGAAUGACAUAUGAAGAGAUAAAGAAGAAUAUGCCUGAGGAGUAUGAGGCUCGUAAAAAGGACAAACUAAGGUAUAGGUAUCCACGUGGAGAAUCUUAUCUUGAUGUUAUCCAGAGGCUUGAACCUGUAAUCAUUGAGCUGGAACGACAACGGGCACCAGUUGUGGUGAUCUCUCACCAGGCAGUAUUAAGGGCAUUAUAUUCUUAUUUUGCUGAUAGGCCUCUGAAAGAAAUUCCCCACAUUGAGAUGCCGCUUCAUACUAUAAUCGAGAUACAGAUGGGAGUUUCGGGUGUCCAAGAGAAAAGAUACAAACUCAUGGACUGAACCCAAGCGAGUAAUUUGUGCUUUAACAAAAACUGAAUUCCGAUGCAUUUUUCAGAAUUCAUAAGGAAAAUGUAACCUUUCUGGAAAUGUAACACUAUUUAUUGAAUUUAAGUCUUGGGAAAAACCCAAGUGCUCUUCAUAAAUUCCACUCUUUGUUGCCAUUGAUUAAAUGCAUAAAGUGAUAAAUUUCUCUGUUAA
Messenger RNA from Mangifera indica (mango), 2646 nucleotides. Its product is annotated as 6-phosphofructo-2-kinase/fructose-2,6-bisphosphatase-like. Bases 184 to 2448 code for a protein of 754 amino acids. The record is from RefSeq and is a predicted model, not a curated record. Gene Ontology annotation, biological process: fructose 2,6-bisphosphate metabolic process; fructose metabolic process. The transcript has 23 exons. Gene Ontology annotation, cellular component: cytosol. Gene Ontology annotation, molecular function: 6-phosphofructo-2-kinase activity; fructose-2,6-bisphosphate 2-phosphatase activity; ATP binding. NCBI's taxonomy places the organism in Eukaryota, Viridiplantae, Streptophyta, Magnoliopsida, Sapindales, Anacardiaceae.